AUGCCAUCUUCAGGGAGAGACGAGAGCUCAUUGUCGCCAACUACUCAUCCGCGUAGCCACAUCCCCGACUGGAAAUGGAAGGGAACACUUGCAGUUCUGAUCUUGACAACCCUCAUCAAUGGCUAUGAUGUAAGCAACGUGGCCAAUAUCCAGCCCGCCCUUUACGAGGCCUUCGGCAACAUUACGCUUCUGCCAUGGAUCAGCCUGUCCUUCAGCCUUGCCGUGUUUGCAGUCCUAUCCUUGUCCCGGAAGAUCUUGUAUUGCGUCGACAUGAAAUGGAUCUAUAUCGCUAAUGUUGUGAUCUUUAUGGCCGGUGCUGCUGUGGCCGGUGCUGCUCCCAAUCUCCCUGUGGUCAUUGUUGGACGGGUCGUUAUGGGUGUCGGUGGUGCUGUUGUUUACCAAAGCAACUUGACAUUUGUCGCCGUGUUCGCCACACCCGAGGAGACACCUCGCCUAUUCGGUCUUCUGAGCGCAAUAUGGGCCGUGGGUCUCGUCAUUGGUGGUCCUAUCGGGUCCGCUUUCGCCUCGAACAGGCACACCACUUGGCGGUGGGCUUUCUACAUCAACCUACCCUGGGUGAGUGUCAGUCUUGCGGUCGCCAUUCUGUGCCUUCCUCGCAAAUACCUAGGGCCAGACCGUCCGUUGGUCUCCCGAUUGAUGAUGAUCGACCCUAUCGGCGUUGCGUUCAACAUGGCGGCCCCAGUACUAUUUGCCCUCGCAUUGGAGUUCUCCGGUCCUGUGUGGAACUGGGGCUCCGGGGCGUCUAUCGCAGCCUGGGUGGCUUUCGGUGUGGUCCUGAUUGGAUGGAUCGUCCAACAAUACUGGUGUAUUGGCACGACUUCUGAGCAACGCGCCGUUCCCCUUCACUUGCUUAGCCGGGUUGACCUGCUUCCACUUUGGAUCGCGUCUGGCUGUGCGGGCGCAUCGUAUGCCAUCACACUCUACUACACGCCGCUCUUCUUCGCGUUCGCUGGCGGACAUAGCGCCAUGGAGCAAACUGUCCGUCUUCUUCCGUUUGUUAUGGUCUUCAUCGCCGUGGUCAUCCUCGUCGGCGGGUUGCUCCCGGUCUUUGGCCGCUACAACCUGAUCUACAUCGUUGCGGGCAUUGCAACCGCCGCGGGAGCCGGCGCUAUGGCCGGCACACUGAGUCCGGGUGUCUCCGAAUCCCAGGUGUUAGGUCUGGAAGCACUCAUUGGCGUUGGCCUUGGCUGUUCGUUCCAACACGGGGUCGGUGUCUCGAGUGUAAUAAACAAGAACCCACGCGACCGCGUCGACAGCGCGGUUAUGUUCAACAUGGCACAGAUGGGCGGCAUUGCAAUUGCUCUGGCGGUUGCAGGCUCGAUUUUUCAAAAUGCGGGGUACAACAUGCUGACGGACGCCAUUGGGGAUAGUGGGUACUCGGAAGAAGACCUGCGUGAGGCGCUGGCCGGAGUAUCAUCGGCAGUGUGGCAGUCCGGCAAUCCCGAUGUUCGUUCUCGUGGGGUUAAUGCUGUGGCCACGGUGAUUGGGCAGGAGUUUUAUUUAGUGGUGGCCGGUGGUGUGAUCUGUCUCGUCUGCGGGUUGUUGAUGAGACGGGAGCGAUUGGACUACGGCAGACAUAAGAACAAGGAUAUCGAAACAUGA
Molecule: messenger RNA, 1623 nt
Organism: Penicillium mononematosum
Lineage: Eukaryota; Fungi; Ascomycota; Eurotiomycetes; Eurotiales; Aspergillaceae
Exons: 3
Coding region: 1-1623 (540 amino acids)
Biological process (GO): transmembrane transport
Molecular function (GO): transmembrane transporter activity
Source: RefSeq, a predicted model, not a curated record